Molecule: messenger RNA, 2904 nt
Organism: Adineta steineri
Lineage: Eukaryota; Metazoa; Rotifera; Eurotatoria; Adinetida; Adinetidae
Source: the annotation of a GenBank genome assembly
AUGCCCCUCAUUAAUGAUAUUCCUCAGCUGCAUGGUAUUUAUAUAUUUAAUAAUACUAAAGUUCUACCUGAAGAAUCAAUAAAAAAAUGGCAAAAAAUCAAGAGCAUUCAUACCAACAUCGAUGAUCUAUGUCAAGCAUUACAAUUGGGUAUUAAACAAUACCACCAAGACUCGAUAGCUAUGAGUUUUAUCACGGUCACUGAUAUGGCUUCAACUAAUAAUUUAAAUCAGUUAGAGCCAACUUUUAUGUAUACUCAGCUAUUCAAGGAAAUUCUUCUUGAUAUGCAUCACAAUAAACAGGCUAUCAAAGACUUUAUUAUUUACUGCCGAGAUCAUGACUGCAUAUCGCCUAUAUAUAUUAACCGUUUUGAGAAAGAAUACAAUUCUCAAUCCGCUAUUUGGUGGUAUACCUUUCCAUCAAAUAUCUAUUCUAUGCUCAAUGAUGCUCUUCGAACAUUAGAAGCCGAUAAAAUUAUUACUAUGGGGUUUUUUUUACGUCAUCUGCAUCAGCAAAUUCAGCAAUUAUACAAACAACAGAUUGAUAGCUAUGGUAAAAAAACUUUUUUGGUUUACCGAGGACAAGGUCUCAAGAAAUCAGACUUUGAAAAACUUGAAAAAGCAAAAGGUGGACUUAUGUCAUUUAACAAUUUCUUGUCCACCAGUAAAGAUAAAGAAGUGUCUCUCCAAUUUGCUGAAUGUGCUUCGACAGCACCGGACACGGUGGGCAUUCUCUUUAUAAUGUCCAUUGAUUCUUGUAUUAAAUCAACACCAUUUGCCUGCAUCAAGGAGGUUAGUGCUAAUAAGGAUGAAGAAGAAAUUCUUUUCUCAAUGCACACCGUCUUUCGAGUGGGUGCAAUUAAACCAAUGGAGAAUAAGAAUCAACUUUAUGAAGUUGAAUUACGAUUAACGUCAGAUGAUGAUCAACAACUACGAUUAAUUACUGAUCGAAUACGAGAAGAAGCUGGUGAUGGUACUGGAUGGCAGAAAUUGGGUACAUUAUUGCUUAGAAUUGGUCAACUUAAUAAAGCUAAAGAACUUUAUAACGUAUUACUCGAACAGACAUCUGAUGAGAGUGAAAAAUCGAUUUAUUAUCAUCAACUAGGAUUAGUGCAUUCAAACCAAGGUGAUUAUGAAAAGGCUAUUUGCUAUUAUGAAAAAGCACUUGAAAUCUUUCAGAAAACUCUUUCUUCAAAUCAUCCCCUGCUGGCUACUUCUUACAACAGCAUAGGUACUUCGUAUCAUUACAUGGGAAAGUACUCGCAAGCACUUUCAUCUCUCGAAAAAGCACUUCAAAUUCGACAAAAAACUCUUCCUUCGAAUCAUCCUGAUUUUGCGCAGUCAUACAAUAACAUCGGUAGUGUGUAUGACAAGAUGGGAGAGUACUCGAAAGCACUUUCUUUUUACGAAAAAGCGCUUGAAAUUCAUCAAAAAACUCUUCCUUCAAAUCAUCCUGAUUUAGCUACUUCAUACAACAACGUUGGUAGUGUGCAUGCAAAGAUGGGAGAGUAUUCGAAAGCACUUUCAUUUUACCAACAAGAGCUUCAAAUUUGUCAGAAAACUCUUCCGUCAGAUCAUCCUCAUUUAGCUAUUUCAUACAACAACAUCGGUUUGGUGUAUGACAGCAUGGGAGAAUACUCAAAAGCACUUUCAUCUCACGAAAAAGCAUUUGAAAUCUAUCAAAAAACUCUUCCUUCAAAUCAUCCUAAUUUGGCUACUUCAUAUAACAACAUCGGUAGUACGUAUGACAAGAUGGAAGACUAUUCGAAAGCACUUUCAUCUCACGAAAAAGCACUUGAGAUCUAUCAAAAAACUCUUCCUUCAAAUCAUUCUUCAUUGGCUACGUCAUACAACAACAUUGGUAGUGCGUAUAACAACAUGAGAGAGUACUCGAAAGCACUUUCAUAUUACGAAAAAACAUUUGAAAUAUGUCAAAAAACGCUACCUUCAAAUCAUCCUUUAUUGGCUAGUUCAUACAACAACAUCGGUAGUGUGUAUGACAACAUGGGAGAGUACUCGAGAGCACUUCCAUGUCUUGAAAAAGCGCUUGAAAUCUAUCAAAAAACUCUUCCUUCAAAUCAUCCUGAUUUGGCCAGUUCAUACAACAAUAUCGCUGGUGUAUAUUACAAUAUGAAACACUAUUCGAAAGCACUUUCAUUUUACGAAAAAGCACUUGAAAUUCAACAAAGAACUCUGCCUUCAAAUCAUCCUAAUUUGGCUACUUCAUACAACAACAUCGGUUUGGUGUAUGACAACAUGGGAGAAUACUCGAAAGCACUUUCAUUUUACGAAAAUGCACUUGAAAUUCAACAAAGAACUCUGCCUUCAAAUCAUCAUAAUUUGGCUACUUCAUACAACAACAUCGGUUUACUGUAUGACAACAUGGGAGAAUACUCGAAAGCACUUUCUUUUUAUGAAAAAGAACUUGAAAUUAUACAUGAAACUCUUCCUUCAAAUCAUUCUUCGGUGGCUACUUCAUACAACAACAUCGGCUUGGUGUAUAAAAACAUGGGAGAGUAUUUGAAAGCAUUUUCAUAUUACAAAAAAGCACUUGAAAUUUGUCAAAAAACUCUUCCUUCAGAUCAUCCUGACUUGACUACUUCGUACAACAACAUCGGUAAUGUGUAUCAUAACAUGGGAAAGUACUCGAAAGCACUUUCAUUUUACGAAAAAGCACUUGCAAUUAAACAAAAAACUCUUCCUUCAACUCAUUCUGAUUUGACUCCUUCAUACAACAAUAUUGCUGAUGUAUAUUACAAUAUGGAAGACUACCCGAAAGCUCUAUCAUAUUUUGAACGUGUUCUGGAUAUACUACAAAGUUCCUUACCUCCAACUGAUCCUAAUAUAAAAAUUGUGAAAGAUAAUAUUGAAAUUGUAAAAGAAGAAAUUAUAAAAAAUAGUAGAUAA